Ruditapes philippinarum (Manila clam) is the source of this 1659-nucleotide messenger RNA. Its product is annotated as cell surface glycoprotein 1-like. The transcript has 3 exons. The record is from RefSeq and is a predicted model, not a curated record. Lineage: Eukaryota; Metazoa; Mollusca; Bivalvia; Venerida; Veneridae. Bases 1 to 1659 code for a protein of 552 amino acids.
AUGCCCAAGCAAUCGUUGUUUGGAGGGCUGGAGACCAAUGUCAGUGAUAAGUAUGUCACCUCAGAGCUUUGGCAUACAACAUUUCUUCCAUUUGGAAAAGUAUACAGCCAGACCACUGAAAGUGACAAACCUUUGCCACCAGUAUACAGCCAGACCACUGAAAGUGACAAACCUUUGCCACCACUAUACAGCCAGACAACUGAAAGUGACAAACCUUUGCCACCAGUAUACAGCCAGACCACUGAAAGUGACAAACCUUUGAGCCAGACCACUGAAAGUGACAAACCUUUGCCACCAGUAUACAGCCAGACCACUGAAAGUGACAUACCUUUGCCACCAGUAUACAGCCAGACCACUGAAAGUGACAAACCUUUGCCACCAUUAUACAGCCAGACCACUGAAAGUGACAAACCUUUGCCACCACUAUACAGCCAGACAACUGAAAGUGACGAACCUUUGCCACCAGUAUACAGCCAGACCACUGAAAGUGACAAACCUUUGAGCCAGACCACUGAAAGUGACAAACCUUUGCCACCAGUAUACAGCCAGACCACUGAAAGUGACAUACCUUUGCCACCAGUAUACAGCCAGACCACUGAAAGUGACAAACCUUUGCCACCAGUAUACAGCCAGACCACUGAAAGUGACAAACCUUUGCCACCAGUAUACAGCCAGACCACUGAAAGUGACAAACCUUUGCCACCAGUACACAGCCAGACCACUGAAAGUGACAAACCUUUGCCUCCAGUAAACAGCCAGACCACUGAAAGUGACAAACCUUUGCCACCAGUAAACAGCCAGACCACUGAAAUUGACAGACCUUUGCCACCAGUAUACAGCCAGACCACUGAAAGUGACAAACCUUUGCCACCAGUAAACAGCCAGACCACUGAAAGUGACAAACUUUUUUUGCAACCAGUAUACAGCCAGACCACUGAAAGUGACAAACCUUUGCCACCAGUAAACAGCCAGACCACUGAAAGUGACAAACCUUUGCCACCAGUAAACAGCCAGACCACUGAAAGUGACAAACCAUUGCCACCAGUAUACAGUCAGAACACUGAAAGUGACAAACCUUUGCCACCAGUAAACAGCCAGACCACUGAAAGUGACAAACCUUUGCCACCAGUAAACAGCCAGACCACUGAAAGCGACAAACCUUUGCCACCAGUAUACAGUCAGACCACUGAAAGUGACAAACUUUUGCCACCAGUAUACAGCCAGACCACUGAAAGUGACAAACCUUUGCCACCAGUAAACAGCCAGACCACUGAAAGUGACAAACCUUUGCCACCAGUAAACAGCCAGACCACUGAAAGUGACAAACCAUUGCCACCAGUAUACAGCCAGACAACUGAAAGUGACAAACUUUUUUUGCAACCAGUAUACAGCCAGACCACUGAAAGUGACAAACCUUUGCCACCAGUAAACAGCCAGACCACUGAAAGUGACAAACCUUUGCCACCAGUAUACAGCCAGACCACUGAAAGUGACAAACCUUUGCCACCACUACCAGGCUCUAUACUACUCAAAGUAGUUGCAGAACACAGAUAUUUGGCUAAGAGCUCAAAUUACUUAUUUCAUAUGCCUAAGUGCAACUCACCUUGCGGAGAUAUUAUAGUAAGACAGCACACUGGACUACUAGUGUUUGGUAGUUAA